AUGGCAAAUUUAGUGAAUUUUUACGAGGAGACUAAAAAAUACAAGCUAGUAUUGUUGGGGGAUCAAGGCGUCGGCAAAACCAGCAUCAUCACUGGUUUCAAGUACGAUAAGUUAUACAGCAACUAUGAGGCUACAAUUGGAGUAGACUUUAUGUCCAAAAGAAUGAGGUAUCAAGACAGGAAUUUUCGUCUGUACAUGUGGGAUACUGCUCCACAAGAUAAAUUUCAAAGCUAUAGAUCAUCCUAUAUAAGAGUUUCUUCUGUUGCUGUUAUUGUCUAUGAUGUAGCCGAUAAGCAAACAUUUUUAAACACCUCCAAGUGGAUCCAAGAAGUUCGUGCAGAAAAAGAUAGCCAUAUCAUUGUUGUUCUUGUUGGUAACAAGACCGAUCUUGUUCACAAAAGGCAAGUUUCAAUAGAGGAAGGUGAUAAUAAAGCUCGUGAGUUUGGAGCUUUGUUCAUGGAGACUAGUGCCAAAGAUGGAUUCAACCUUAAGUCUUUGUUCUGUAAGAUUACAUCGGCAGUUUCUUCGACUAAACAAGAGGAUUUGGUGGAUGUGAAUCUUUAGCCAUCAACCAAAUCAUCUCAGAUCGGGCAGAGCAUCAACUAGAGAGCAAUUCUUGUUAAUAAUACUAUACUUACAACAGACUCAGCAAAUUAAGAAUUCUUUUUAUUUAGUUUGCGUUUGAAGGAAAACCAUCAUCGAUCGUAUUGCCAGGUGGUGGUUGUGAUGAGUACUAGUAUAGUAGUAUCUCACUAUGCCAGAAAUAUCCAUACCUUGACAAGAAGAAGAAGAACGUUUAAAAAGCUUUUUGCAUUCAGAGAUUAGCUGCUAAGUUCAACCAUGGGAUAU
Molecule: messenger RNA, 849 nt
Organism: Capsella rubella
Lineage: Eukaryota; Viridiplantae; Streptophyta; Magnoliopsida; Brassicales; Brassicaceae
Product: ras-related protein RABH1a
Exons: 6
Coding region: 1-564 (187 amino acids)
Molecular function (GO): GTP binding; GTPase activity
Source: RefSeq, a predicted model, not a curated record